Messenger RNA from Trichoderma citrinoviride, 219 nucleotides. Its product is annotated as dolichol phosphate mannosyltransferase subunit 2. Lineage: Eukaryota; Fungi; Ascomycota; Sordariomycetes; Hypocreales; Hypocreaceae. The transcript has 2 exons. Gene Ontology annotation, biological process: GPI anchor biosynthetic process. The record is from RefSeq and is a predicted model, not a curated record. The annotation marks the transcript as partial. Gene Ontology annotation, cellular component: dolichol-phosphate-mannose synthase complex; endoplasmic reticulum membrane. Gene Ontology annotation, molecular function: enzyme regulator activity.
AUGCUCGUGGCCGCGUCCGUCGUCUUCCUCUACUACACAAUCUGGACCCUCCUCAUGCCCUUUGUCGACGACGACCACCCCCUCCAGAAUCUCUUCCUCCCCCGCGUCUGGGCCAUCCGCAUCCCCGUCAUCCUCCUGCUCCUCGGCUCCGCCGUCGUCGGCUCCUUCGUCGGCAUGGUCAUGAUCCGGAGCAACCAGAAGAAGGCAGCCAAGGCAAAG